Molecule: messenger RNA, 225 nt
Organism: Clunio marinus
Lineage: Eukaryota; Metazoa; Arthropoda; Insecta; Diptera; Chironomidae
Source: the annotation of a GenBank genome assembly
AUGCAAUCUUUACAUUUAAAUGAAAUCAAUCACUUUAUUUCCGAUUUUGAAGACUCGGAAAGCAACGUGAAAUUUAAAAGAAAAGUUGAGAUGUUAAUGAUGAUGUCAGCAGAAUUGGUUCAACUGAUGGUUAUCGAUGAAGUUUCGUUCUUUCCUAUUCUGGUUGUGUCAGAAGUUUCACUUUGCCAGUGUCGACUCAGGAUGACUAGUUGGCAUGAUUUUUAA